Messenger RNA from Culex pipiens pallens (northern house mosquito), 1747 nucleotides. RefSeq lists its product as uncharacterized. Lineage: Eukaryota; Metazoa; Arthropoda; Insecta; Diptera; Culicidae. The transcript has 2 exons. Gene Ontology annotation, molecular function: protein binding. Bases 16 to 1722 code for a protein of 568 amino acids. The record is from RefSeq and is a predicted model, not a curated record.
AACAGUCAUCAUGUUAUGACUAGUCAGUUGCUAGAACGCAAUAUGGAAGCUUUACCGGAAGAACUUUUGUUGAACAUAUUUUCCUUCUUUUCAUGGAACGAAUUAAAGGUACUUUCGCUGGUCAGUCGCCGCUGGUAUCGCAUCACCGGAACUGCAUCCUUAAUCGCUGGCACGUAUAUUUGCCUGUCCAAGGUGAGACUAAACAACAAACUUCGAGCGAACGAGGAUUCCUACAUCGAUCGUCAGUUGCUGGUCGAUAGCCAUCGACAGUACGAGGCCGUAUCUAUAGAGAUCUUCUUCACGGAAGACAUCCUCAUAAAAAAGACACUUUUGGGAAUUCUUUUGGAAACCUGCCUCAGUCGAUGGUCAGUGAAAACCCUUCGGAUCACGGGUCAGUACGAGCACUUGGUACUGUUCCUGCAGGGUUAUAAUUAUUGUUUUACUGACCUGCUGGAAUUGGAAAUCGUGCUGGAGCAGUUUGAAGAUUCGGAUCACUACAAAGUGUGCAAACACGAGCCUAAAAUAUGCUUGCUUGACCUACGCCGAUUACAGAACCUGAUUUGGAGCGAAAGAUCGCUGCCCAGUCGGAGUUGUCAAAUGCCUCACUCGUUUACAUUUACGGUACCGAGACUUAAAUACCUUGGCGUUAAUCGAUUAGUGCUUCACGAAGACAACCUGAUGGUGUUCGACUGUACAGCUCUUCAGACAGCACAUCUGAAUUGUUACAGUCUGCUUGGGAGCAGUAUGUUCGACUCGGAUAUCUUAAACUUGAAACAGCUUACGAUUGAUGGUUACGCCUUCAAGGAUCACGAGUUAGCUGACAGUAGUCGACUUUUGAAGAAUCUAAUCUGGCUGAAUCUGACAAGACCUGUUCCAGAGGAUCUGCGCGUCGUAUCUAGAUACGCUAAAGAGUUGAAAACUCUGAAAAUUACUGUUUUACAAGAAGUCAUUUCAAUAGAAUUUCUUAUGAUGCAGCAACUUCACGAACUUCAUCUGGAAUCGUUAGAACUGCUUCCGAUCGCAACGCCCAUUGACUGCCCUAAUCUUUGCAAGCUGACCCUUUUGCGUAUAAAGUGUUCAACCACUCUGCAGCUCAACGCCCCUCAACUUGACGCGUUGAUCGCGGAAGAAACGGUGUUCAAAUUUCUACGCCUUCGAGACUACGACGUGGUCCGUCGAUUGGGCAUUCUGCGCGGCUACACAGCACAGGAAAUCACCAUUCCAGAGUUCCCAAAUGUCUCCCAACUGUACCUGAAGUGGUUACCCGGCACAUCGAAACGAAAGCGAACGCUUGGUUUCCGCACAACCCGAGUCACGAAGCUAACCAUACUGAACUCAUCCAUUGAGGAUUUGUUGGAAGAUAUUCUUAUAGAAUUACCUAAUGUCGAGAAUCUACAUUUGCAUUAUGGAUCCAAUCUGCCGAAUAAAAUCGAGGCAACUCAUCUAAAGAAACUUCUCAUCACCAAUUGUGAAACACGGCACAGCGUUCUGAAGGCCCCACCCCAGCUUGAAUGGUUGCGACUAUACGACAUUCUACGCGAUCCAUACGAAGUUGGAAGGUUCGAUCCACUCGGCGAUCCGAGAAAUUGCUUCGAGUUGGCCCCCUCCAAACGGUUCCUUCCGUUGGUGGUGCACGUUCCGGAACCUUUCACCGGAGGAAAAAUCCGCUACUCAACGCUUGGCUAUCGAUUCGUUGAAAAUGAUGAAAUGUUGGCAUGGUGAAAUAAAGUAUUCUUUAAAAAACAGA